Scophthalmus maximus (turbot) is the source of this 2041-nucleotide messenger RNA. RefSeq lists its product as uncharacterized. NCBI's taxonomy places the organism in Eukaryota, Metazoa, Chordata, Actinopteri, Pleuronectiformes, Scophthalmidae. Bases 173 to 898 code for a protein of 241 amino acids. The transcript has 4 exons. Gene Ontology annotation, molecular function: tumor necrosis factor receptor binding. The record is from RefSeq and is a predicted model, not a curated record. Gene Ontology annotation, biological process: immune response. Gene Ontology annotation, cellular component: membrane.
UGUGCUCCUCCUCUCUCACACACUCCAUCCACAUGCACGGAUGGAUGAGGUCAUUCCAGAUUGAGGAUUGCAGAGUAGAGAGAGUAGGCGGCUGCUGAUAUAAAACUCUGCAUGGAUCCCUUCAGGAUCAGGCAGUUGACAGCGGCUUGGAGAGAGUUCAGACCUGCGAGCCAUGGGACAGAAGCUGAAGGGACCCACUCUGCGAGCCGAGGCCGCCUGCCGGGAGGUGAUGACGGGUCUGGGCUGGGACGAGUCGGUUCUGGUCCUCGUCCAACACUGUCGGGACAUGAAGCAGCAGGAGACGCGCCUGCGCGUCGUCACUCUGCUCCUGAUGCUCGGCUGCACGGCGCUGUACAUUUUCUCCAUCUGUGCUGAUCUAAGGAAACAUGCAGACUCCGGCUCCAGUGAACACAGGAGCCCCGUGGCAGCCUUCUCCAGGCAGGAGCGACUGUGCCCCACAGAUAAUCCUCCAGACAACUCCCAAAGAUUCCAAAUUCAGCUCAGGUCUUUGGCCGAAGACAACAAGGACAAUGACGUGUACUUGAAGUGGGACGUGGAGUUCUUAAAGGAAGCCGGGAAAUACGACGAAGAAAAGCGCGCCAUCGUGAUCCAAGAGAAAGGCGUCUACUUCGUCUACGCGAGGUUUGACUUGGUCUACCAGGGCGUUGGCACAGACGUGAAGUUCACAAAGUUCUACGUGGAGCUGACCAACUGGAACGAAGCCUACAACGUCACUACGCCGAUCACGGAAGCCAGGGAAUGGAUAACGUCCCAGGAGUUCAGGAGCGUGUUCGUGGGGCAGCUCUUCGAGUUAACGGGAGGAGAUCAUGUGAGCGUGAGGAUCGGGUCAGGCUAUAAACUGAUCGAACGCGCGUUCUUUGGUGUUUAUAUGGUAUAGAGAUAUCAUAAUGUAUUUUAUCUAAAUUUUAUUUUUAAUAUAAACAAAUAUUAAUCUAUUUUUGGUUAUUUAUCACAUCUCAUCAUUAAGCUCAAGGCUUAAAAGACGUGUGUGAAGAUGUUGUUCCUGUUUCUGUUCCUAUUUUCUGUUUCUUUUUAUUUGUCAUCGGAAAUGUGUCAGUUCUUCAAAUGUAAUAUUUCAUCACUUGAACAAUAGAAAGUUAAACCUGUUCACCUCUCACCUUCCUGGGGGGAAACUGUGGGACUGUGAAUUCAUCAGCGUCGACUUGAAGAUAAUGUCGGUGAUAAAAAAAUUGCGAAAAUGAUCUAGUACAGGAUGAAUAUCAGGACUUGUUUGAAAACGGUUCAACACCUUUAGAAAAAAACAUAAUUAUCGUUGUUUUAUGAAAAGAACACGGUGACUUCACUUCCUCCGUUCUUACCGUCAUAACUACUACAGCCACCAGGGGGCUUUGUCACUUAAUUAACAAGUAUCCACCCACCGUGAUGUCACCCGUCGUGGUGAGAGAGGGGGUGGAGCUACACCCGCGACCUGCAGCCAUUGGACGGUAGAACGCUACGUCCUUUUUUUCACAUGCAGUCAAUGUUAAAUAAUAACUGACGUCAUUUGGUGGCUUUGAAUGAAAACACAUGAUUCAGUGUGAGUGUUUUUAUCCGUAGCAACCUGGUGUUUGACUUUCUGUCUCACUUGCACUUGUGCCGAGGCUCAGACGUCAUCCCCUCAUGGUCCCGUUGUCUGAUCUUAGAUCUCGUGAAUCCUUCGACUUGAAUUUUUUAUGAUCCCGCCCACCCACGCCUCUCCUCCAAUGAUGACUCAGAGGGAAGAGAUGAAGGCGGAUGUGAUAAAAUCUGAGCAACAUGAGUUAUUAUUCAUCUGGGUCUAAAAAUAAAAAGACUGACGCAAUCGUUGACAGGGGGGAGGAAGUCAUGACGCGGCGCGUCCAGGACUUCCAGCUGAGGAGGAGGAGUUCUAUCUUGCGUAACUUUCACAGAGGAGAGAGUUUCUUUUUUCUUCUGUUGUGUUUCACUGUAAUAUUGUCAGGUAUCGACCUCACUGUACAGAACCUAGACAUGAUGUAUGUUGUGGUUUGACGCUGUACAAAUAAAAUUGAACUGAACUGAA